AUGGCAUCUCUCCUCCGCCGCCUCCUGCCCACACGUAUCCCAAACACAAGCUCUCAACAACGCGACCACCACGCCAACGAGCGCACAUUCCUCUCAUGGACACGCGCAGGCCUCGGUUUCGCUGCAAUGGCCCUCGCCCUAGAUCGUCUAGACAAAAUUGACCGCGUCCUAUCUUCAAAAUUAAACCUCGGGGCUAUUUUCUCGCCACAGGCGCAAACACAGGUUCAAGAGUCACCCUCUCAGCAACCAGAGUCUCCUCAUUCUACAAAUAAGGACAAGACCCUAACCAAGGAUGGACCUAAUGUACCUUCGAAGACGCUCCAAUCUGGUAAUACUACCACUGCUAUGCUGUCACAUACUUUCUCCGCAUCCCGUUUGUGCCAAUUACUUGGCCUGUGGUCCCUGGGUUACGGGUUCUUCCGGUAUUGGUCGAUGAGGCGGUAUUUACUCCAGGGGCAAUUUGUGCCUGCGUUUUGGGGGCCGGUGUUUAUGACUGCGGGCAGUUUUGGGGCGUUUAUGAUGUUGGGAUUGCAGAUGGAGCGGCGGCAAUGGCAUAGUGAGUGA
Molecule: messenger RNA, 564 nt
Organism: Penicillium daleae
Lineage: Eukaryota; Fungi; Ascomycota; Eurotiomycetes; Eurotiales; Aspergillaceae
Exons: 1
Coding region: 1-564 (187 amino acids)
Source: RefSeq, a predicted model, not a curated record